AUGGAUCAAGCCAGACAACAAGGAAGAAGACGGAAUUUCCGGGGCAAGCGCAGUGGCCCGUCUGCGGGCGGUCACGGGCAUGCGGCCGAGCAGACGCGCGAGCAGACGCCUCUGCAGCCAGAGCUGCCGGGCGUGGCAACGCCCACAUUGACAGAGGCGAUUCCGCCCGACACGCCGCGAUUUGCCGACCUGAACGCGAGCCGGACAAUUGUGGACCCUGUGCUGAUCGAGACCAUCACCAAGGACCUGCGGUUUGACCACAUGAUGCCGGUGCAGGCGGCGACGAUCCACCAGCUGCUGCCGCCCGCCCGCAACGAUUGCCUCGUGCAGGCGAAGACGGGCACGGGCAAGACGCUGGGCUUCCUGCUACCGGCCAUCCAGACGAUGCUGAACCGACAGGGCGGUGCAGGCGGCAAGCGGAGCGGGAUCUCGCUGCUGGUGCUGGCGCCGACACGCGAGCUGGCGAUGCAGAUCGCCAAGGAGGCGACGAACCUGCUGCAGCGGAUGCCAGCGCGACGGGUGUGCAUCGCCGUCGGUGGGACGAACAAGAACCAGGAGGAGCGGCAGAUCCUGGCGGGCUGUGACAUCUUGAUCGCGACGCCGGGACGAUUGAUCGAUCACGUGACCGGAACGACGGCCAUCAAGCAGGCGCUCGGUCGGCUCGACACGCUGGUGCUGGACGAGGCCGACCGACUGCUCGACAUGGGCUUCCUGGGCGCGCUGCAGAGCAUUCUGGCCUGCCUGCCGUCCAAGUCGGCGACGCAGUGGCAAGGCAUGCUCUUCUCGGCCACGGUGCCGUCGCAUGUGGCCCAGGUGGCCGACCUCGUUCUCGCGGCCGGCUACAAGUCCAUCUCGACGAUCCCGGCCGGCGAGGCACCCACGCACGCACGCGUGAUGCAGCUGCUGAUCCAGGCGCCGUCGUUUGCGGCGCUGGCACCGGCGCUGAUUGGGGCGAUCCGGCAGGAAAAGACGCGACUUGCGAGCAGCCUUCCGGCCAAUGCGGCAUCGGUCUUCAAAGCGAUCGUGUUUGCGCCGACGGCGGCGCUGGCAGACUUUUAUGGCCUCCUGCUGGCCAACCUGUCGGACAUGCCGCCGUCCUGGACGCUGCACGCACGCCACGCCCAGUCGAAGCGGACCAACAUCACGAGCGCGUUCCGUGGCGCGGCCAGCGGCAUCCUCGUGGCCACCGACGUCGUGGCGCGCGGCAUGGACUUCCCAGCUGUCACGACCGUCUUCCAGGUCGGCAUCCCGAUGGACAAGGAGUCGUACAUUCACCGGCUCGGCCGCACGGCUCGUGGAGCUGCCGCCACAGCUGCGGCCGAUCUGGCCACCGACAUUGCAGCGGCCCAGAGCCGAGGCGUCUUCAUAAUCUCGGCGGACGAGGCCUUUUUUCCCCGUCGCGUCCUGCAGGAGAUCCAGUUCGUUGAGCAGCCGGCGGACCUGUCGUGCGAGCGCCAGCUGGCGCCCAUCAUCGACGCCAUGGACGAGGCCAUGGUCGCCAAGACAUACCAGGCCUGGCUCGGCUACUACAAGAGCCACAUGAAGCCGCUGCGUUGGGACAAGGACCAGCUGGUCGCGUCGGCCAACAGCUUUGCGCGCGACGGCCUUCACGCCACCAAUACGCCGGCCAUCCAGAAGUCCACCGUCGGCAAGAUGGGCCUGCGCGGCACCCCGGGCCUCGUUGUCGUUCCUGACGCGCCGCGCACACACCACGGAGGCCAGGGUGGUGGCGGUGGUAGAGGCGGCGGUGGUGGUGGAGGACGCAGCAGAGGUGGUGGUGGUGGUGGUGGCGGUGGUGGCCGUCGUCGCUGA
Grosmannia clavigera kw1407 is the source of this 1812-nucleotide messenger RNA. RefSeq names its product ATP-dependent RNA helicase mitochondrial precursor. The transcript has a single exon. The record is from RefSeq and is a predicted model, not a curated record. Bases 1 to 1812 code for a protein of 603 amino acids. Gene Ontology annotation, molecular function: nucleic acid binding; ATP binding. Gene Ontology annotation, cellular component: mitochondrion. Lineage: Eukaryota; Fungi; Ascomycota; Sordariomycetes; Ophiostomatales; Ophiostomataceae.